Rhinocladiella mackenziei CBS 650.93 is the source of this 1023-nucleotide messenger RNA. RefSeq lists its product as uncharacterized. The record is from RefSeq and is a predicted model, not a curated record. The transcript is spliced from 4 exons. Gene Ontology annotation, molecular function: oxidoreductase activity. Lineage: Eukaryota; Fungi; Ascomycota; Eurotiomycetes; Chaetothyriales; Herpotrichiellaceae. Bases 1 to 1023 code for a protein of 340 amino acids.
AUGGCACAAAACCUACCCAGCGAGUUCAAGAAGGCCGUGUUCGAAGCCAAAGGCCAACCACUUGUCUUCAAGCAUGUCAAGCUCGAGUUGCCCCAACCUGGCGAGGUCUUGGUCAAGGUUCUUGCUUGCGGAGUCUGCCACAGCGACCAUGUUGUUCAGCAUGGUUUGUUUGGCAAUUCAUUCCCCAUCACCCCGGGACAUGAAGUCAUUGGAGAAGUGGUUGCCGUGCCAGACACGGAAAAGCGCUGGAAGGUAGGAGAUCGAGUAGGCGCACCAUGGCAUGGCGGCCACGAUGGCACCUGCAAACAAUGUCAACGCGGGAUGUUCCAGAUGUGUGACAACGAGACUAUAAAUGGCGUGAUGAGGGAUGGAGGUUAUGCCGAGUAUGUGACUCUCAGGACAGAAGCAGCGGUUUCCAUCCCUCCCGACGCCGAUCCAGCUGCAUACUGCUCUUUGCUCUGCGCCGGGGUCACUGUUUUCAAUUCUUUGCGAAAUCAAAAGAUAUCUGCCGGUUCGACCGUUGCGAUCCAGGGUUUAGGAGGACUCGGCCAUCUCGCAUUGCAGUUCACAAGCAAGAUGGGAUACAGAACUGUGGCCAUCUCGUCAAGCUCGGCCAAGAAGGACUUUGCCAUGCAACUGGGCGCACACGAAUAUAUUGAUGCCUCCAAGGGCGACAUCGGAGAACAGCUCCAGAAGCUAGGAGGAGCGUCUUGCAUUCUUCUCACGGCGCCCAACCAGGAACUCAUUCCUCCAUUGCUUCAGGGGUUGGCUCCAUUGGGCAAGUUGCUCAUUCUGGCAGCAUCAGCCCCCGUGGAGGUCAACACUGCAUCAAUGAUCGCCAAAGGAUUGAGCAUUGUGGCAUGGCCCAGCGGCCACGCUCUGGACAGCGAAGAAACCGUCGCCUUUGCGCAGACACACAACGUCAAUGUGAUGAUUGAGAAAUUCCCGCUUGACAAGGCCAACGAGGCACUGGAGAAGAUGGUCAGUGGCAAGGUCAGAUUUCGAGCAGUGCUCAUCCCAUAG